Messenger RNA from Magallana angulata, 3156 nucleotides. RefSeq names its product hillarin-like. The record is from RefSeq and is a predicted model, not a curated record. Bases 504 to 3020 code for a protein of 838 amino acids. Lineage: Eukaryota; Metazoa; Mollusca; Bivalvia; Ostreida; Ostreidae. The transcript is spliced from 7 exons.
CGUAUUCAAUAUGUUUGUAAUGAUACCCCUCACUCGCUUUGUAAUUGUAGGUACCGGAGUUGUAACUAUCUCUGAUUGCUACGGCCGUUGGGCAGAGGGUGACAAAUUGAAGACCGACGAGGUUUAUCGAUGAAUUAAUGCCGAACUUCAUUCAUCGAGUAAAACAUGAUGCACGCUGUAAUUAGAUGGACGCUCAGCGAUGUAUGUUACCUGGGUUUUGACGUUAACCGGUGAUGGAUCUGUAUCUCUAUCGAUUAAAAACUAUCGGUAUUUCUUCAUCAAUGACUAAGACACAAACUUUUACAAACGACGCAUCUGUGUGUUCUCUCUUCUUUUUUUUUUCUUAAUGAAAAACAUGUUAGUAUUCCUCGUCACCGCCUUAAGAUGAAUUAGCACUGAGGGAUCUGCCUUAAGUUACUUUCUCCAGACCGGAGUAUCUUUUAUUGCACCCUUGUGCUUUGAAUGAAAUGCAUUAUUAAUGCUUGCAACGUCUGUGUAAGAGGAUGGACGAACAAUAUUCCAGUGAUUCGGACGAGGGGGACGGCUUCUACUCCUCCCAAAACAAGGACACUUGCUACCGGUGCCAAAAGCGCGUGUACCCCGUGGAGAGGGUGGACGUCGGGGUCUUAUUUCACCGGCGCUGCUUCCGUUGCAGGGUGUGCGGACUCCAGCUAACGUUGCGGACAUUCAGGUGGCAACAAGAUGGCCAACCAUCGGACGUGUAUUGCCAUGGUCACUUGCCCAAAAUCGUGGGCCUUAUUAAUAAGGACGCUAUGGGAAUCCAGUCCGCUCUCAAUGCACCCAAACUGGGUGUUCAUUUGAACGAACAGAUCAGGGGAGGCGCCUUCAAUCCAGGGUGGCAGUAUGACGCAAACGCUCUCGAGUUUUCUCAUCAACGAGAGUUGAACCAUCAGAGGAAGCAAAGAACUUCAUUCGGAACCUAUCAAGACUUCGAAAGUCUUGGCGUUUUUGACGCACAGACGGAGUUAGAAAGGCGACAGCAAGAGGAAGAGGACAAACUAUACAGCCAGUUAACACUGGAAAGACGGAAACGGAUCAACACUUUGGAAACCGAAAUUAAACAGGAAAAAGACAAAUCAGUCAAAGAGCUUAUCACAAAUAUUGAGAAGAAAAUCGAGAAAACGAACAAAGCUGGUCUUGAAAAGGAAUCCCAAAAAAUUGAAGAGAUUUACAAGAGAAAACGAGAAGAGAAGUUAAAACAUUUACUCGAAAAAUUGAGCGAGGAGGAGAAAAUUCGUGUUAGUCAACUCAUUGAGAAGCACAGCCAAGAAAUGUUGUUUCUCAUCGCUGAAAAACUCUGUUUGAGCGAGGUGUCAUCCUCUGAUUCGGACUGCAGCUCCUCUCCCUCCAUCAAUAUGUGUCGACCUCCUCCGGUCGCUCCGCCGGAGUUCAGAAGAUCCGCCUUAUUUAAGAGUACGGGAGAACUUGAUCACAUCGACGAAAAAGUCUUAAAUAUUGCUAAAACAGAUUAUUCUUCCUUUACGGAUCUUGUGAAAAACCUAAUGCAAGACUGUACUAGCGAUCUGGAGAAAGCCAGGGCAAUCUUCCGGUGGAUUUGUCUGAAAGACCUGAAUAAGAUUGAGAUUGAUGAGACAGUGAGCUCCGAAUCACCGCUCGGUAUUCUCCGGGGAAUCAAGCAAGGAACGGAGAGUUAUCACGACCUCUUCAAACGGCUGUGCAGUUAUGCCGGACUUUACUGUGAAAUUAUAAAAGGAUUCUCAAAAGGUGCCGGCUACAAGCCUGGUAUGAAAUUUGACGGACCGCGAUUCCGGAAUUCUUGGACCGCCGUCUUUUUGGAGGGGUCCUGGUGUUUCAUCAACUGCAACUGGGGGGCGAGACACAUCAAGUGUACCAAGAACACCACAUUCUACUACCGCUCGGACGAGUUCUACUUUGUCACCGACCCAGAAGACCACAUUCACCAACACUUUCCGGAUAAUCCGAAAUGGCAGCUUCUUGAAUGCCCCGUCACUAUUGCAGAAUUUAUUAAUUUGCCUGUAGUAAAGUCUCCGUUUUUCAACCAUGGAAUCAAGUUUGCGAAUCACUAUGAUUGUACGCAGUAUACAAACAAAGGACUGGUCGCCAUGCAGUUUAAUAUUCCAAACUUACUCGGGUUUGGUUAUACCUUUGAGGCUAAGGAUGCGAGUGUUACUGCCAAUAAGCUGGAGGGAAGGGCAAUGAUUCGGAUUAUCGGACAUAAGGCGAUAUUUACUGUAGCGCCUCCUAAAGCCGGCAAAUAUUACUUUACAAUUUACGUAAAGGAAGAUUGGACCUCUGAAUCUUUGCAGUGCGCUUGUGCAUUUCGAGUGAAGUGUCGAGAGAGAAGGGAACAUAUCAAGAGUCCCUUUCCGAUGGUGCCGUUCUUUGGCCCCACUCCUCUGAUGGCCAAACUAGACAUAGCACCACUUACUCACAUUGACCCUUUAGUUGUUUACAGCUACGACGAUGUCUUUCUGCGGUUUCAGGUUCCAUCAAAUAUUGCCUUAUCGUAUACCUACCAAUAUCACGGACCCUUUCAGUGCAGUAUUACAGACUUUCAAAGAUACACGUUCUUAUCCAAACGUGAUCACGAAUCUGUCACGUUCCAGAUCCGAUGUCCGAUCAUGGGAAAAUAUGUGGUGUCGGUGUUUGGUUCUGGAAGUGCAUCAACCGAUGUACCGGAGAUCCUGUUCCGGUAUCUUAUCGACUGCAAGCAACCCGCGAAAGACAAACGUCCUCUUCCGCGCGCCUGCCAUCGUUGGCAGGGAAACACUUUGAUUGAACCCAUCGUCGGGGACGUUCCUCUGGGAAUAAGGGUGAACUUCAGGCUCUGUGCUCCCAAGGCACUUGAUGUUGCCUUAUUAGCGGGGAGUAUUUGGCAUCAUUUUCGAGAACUCCCUGAUAACAUGUGGAUGGCUAAUAUCUUCACUGGAAAUGAAGAAUGCAAAGCAAAAAUAUACGCCAAAUAUUCUCAUGAAAAGUGUAGAUUCUCACCACUUGUUGAAUUUCACAUAAAAUGACUUUUGUUUUAAAUCUUUUGAUGAGACAAUCAUAACUGGUAUUUUUACACUGCAAAGUACAAUGCUAUUUCGUUUUAGACGAUGGCAGCUUCGUUUUUAUUUUUGAAAUAAAUUUUCUACAUUGAUUGAAAUUUGA